Toxotes jaculatrix (banded archerfish) is the source of this 1441-nucleotide messenger RNA. RefSeq names its product myc associated factor X (gene max). Bases 159 to 656 code for a protein of 165 amino acids. The transcript has 5 exons. Gene Ontology annotation, molecular function: protein dimerization activity; DNA-binding transcription factor activity. Gene Ontology annotation, biological process: positive regulation of transcription by RNA polymerase II. NCBI's taxonomy places the organism in Eukaryota, Metazoa, Chordata, Actinopteri, Toxotidae. The record is from RefSeq and is a predicted model, not a curated record. Gene Ontology annotation, cellular component: RNA polymerase II transcription regulator complex.
UAGUCACGUGGAGAGCGUAGAGCGAGUCCACCUCGGUUCUGUCCAAACAGAACGUGAGCUGCUAGCUGUCUGACUGUUGGAGCGCCGCUCGGUGCUAAACCGAUUCAUGUUGUUUUUUUAGCCUCCCGUCCCUUUAAACUAGACUAUUUUAUCGAAGAAUGAGUGAUAACGAUGACAUCGAAGUCGAUAGUGACGAAGAAUCACCGAGAUAUCACUCUGUGGCAGACAAACGGGCACACCACAAUGCGCUGGAGCGCAAGCGUAGGGACCACAUCAAAGACAGCUUUCACAGCCUCCGGGACUCGGUGCCCGCCCUGCAGGGAGAAAAGCAGUCUACCAAACAGGCGUCUCGAGCUCAAAUCCUAGACAAAGCCACAGAGUACAUCCAGUACAUGAGGCGAAAAAAUCACACGCACCAGCAGGACAUCGACGACCUGAAGAGGCAGAACGCGCUGCUGGAGCAGCAAGUCCGUGCUCUGGAGAAGGUGAAGGGCUCCACCCAGCUCCAGGCCAGCUACUCGUCAUCUGACAGCAGCCUGUACACCAACCCCAAAGGCAGCGCUGUGUCAGCGUUUGACGGGGGCUCUGACUCCAGCUCCGAGUCAGAGGCCGAGGAGACGCCCAACAGGAAGAAGCUGCGCGUGGAGGCCAGCUAGAAAGCCGAGCAGCUAAAACCUGGCCAAGGCCGAGGUGGCGGAGCACAAGGGAGGGUGAGAGGAAACGCAGCCUACAAAGCUCUCGAGGCUCGUCGAACCCUCCCCCCUCAUGCCAACAGCAGCCACCACCCUCGGCCUCCCUCACCGUCGUCCUCGUUCUCUCUCCUCCAUCUCUGGGUGGGCUCGCACUGGAGACUCAUGACCCCUCAAAUCUCCUCACACCGCCAUCACAGUCCUCUCUCUUUCCACCCGAUCUCUGCGAACAGGAGGGAGAAAGUCAGCAGAGUGGAAGACGACUGCUUCAGUACAUCUAGAGAGCUUCAGGUUUUUUCCUCCUCCCAUCCCUCUCUCUCUUUUCUCUGGUUCUGCGUCAUUGGUAUUUUCCCCCCCAGCAACGUCAGCAGUCCAAAACCCAAAAAGAGGCAGCUUGGCUACUUAAGGACUUGAUGCUUUUUUUGUACCCUCAACAAAGCCCCUCCUCCUGCCCUUGGUUGUUGUGGGGGGUGGGGUGGGGAGGGUGCGCCAGGCGUACUCCUCCAAGCACUGCGAUAUUAUAUAUUUUUUGUUUUGUUUUUUUCUUUUUCUUUUUCUUUUUUUUUUUUUUUUUUUUGUUUGUUAUUCUUGAUAAAAACCUGUUCAGAAUUUACACACACACCUAGAUAAAUGGUCCUGGAGAAGAAGUUUACCUUUUUAAAAUUAAAAAAAAAAAAAACAAAAACAAAAAAACAUUUGUAGCUUACUUUUUCCACUAAAGAAUGUGAAGACGCUUUGAAGCAAAUGUUAAA